Cynocephalus volans (Philippine flying lemur) is the source of this 2325-nucleotide messenger RNA. RefSeq names its product oxysterol binding protein like 10 (gene OSBPL10). The record is from RefSeq and is a predicted model, not a curated record. The transcript has 12 exons. NCBI's taxonomy places the organism in Eukaryota, Metazoa, Chordata, Mammalia, Dermoptera, Cynocephalidae. The coding region runs from base 1 to 2292 and encodes 763 amino acids. Gene Ontology annotation, molecular function: cholesterol binding. Gene Ontology annotation, cellular component: intracellular membrane-bounded organelle; cytosol; membrane.
AUGGAGAGGGCGGCCCAGGGCGCAGAUGGCGGCGGGGGCAGCAACAGCAGCAGCCGCAGCAGCAGCCGCGCCACCUCGGCGGGCUCGUCGCCCUCCUGCUCCCUGGCGGGCCGAGGGGUCUCUGGCCGGUCGGCGGCGGCCGGGCUCGGAGGCGGGGGCAGCCGCAGCAGCCCUGGAUCGGUGGCCGCUAGCCCGUCCGGGGGAGGCGGCCGCAGGAGGGAGCCGGCGCUCGAGGGCGUGCUCAGCAAAUACACCAACCUCCUCCAGGGCUGGCAGAACAGGUACUUUGUACUGGAUUUUGAGGCUGGCAUCCUGCAGUAUUUUGUGAAUGAGCAAAGCAAACACCAGAAGCCUCGAGGAGCUCUGUCUUUAUCUGGAGCCAUAGUGUCCCUGAGCGAUGAAGCUCCCCACAUGCUGGUCGUGUACUCUGCUAACGGAGAGAUGUAUAAACUGAGAGCCGCUGAUGCAAAAGAGAAACAGUUUUGGGUGACUCAGCUCCGAGCUUGUGCCAAAUACCACAUGGAAACGAAUUCUAAGAGUACUCCAAGCUCCCGAAGCCGAAGUCUCACUUUGCUCCCCCAUGGAACACCCAAUUCUGCGUCACCCUGUAGCCAGAGACACCUCAGUGCGGGGGCCCCCGGUGUUGUCACAAUCACGCAUCACAAGUCGCCUGCAGCCGCCCGAAGAGCCAAGAGUCAGUAUCCCGGCCAGCUUCACGAAGUCAGAGAGAUGAUGAGCCAGGUAGAAGGGCAGCAGAAGAACCUUGUGCACGCCAUCGAGUCCCUGCCAGGUUCUGGCCCCCUCACUGCCUUGGAUCAGGACCUGCUGCUCCUGAAAGCUACCUCUGCUGCCACCCUCAGCUGCCUUGGGGAGUGCCUCAACCUGUUACAGCAGAGCGUGCACCAGGUGGGCCAGCCCGGCCACAAGCCAGGGGCCUCAGAAAACAUCCUGGGAUGGCAUGGGCCCAAGUCACAUUCCACAGAGCAGCUGAAAAAUGGGACACUUGGCUCUUUGCCAUCAGCCAGUGCCAACAUAACCUGGGCGAUUUUACCAAACUCCACUGAAGAUGAAGCGACCUUAACAGAGCCAGAGCCACACUCAGGCCCCGAAUUGGUUUUGUCUGAAGAUGAAAAAAGCGACCAUGAAGAUAAGGAGGAGACGGACUUGGGCGUCGUGGAGGAUCAGCGCAGUGUGAUUCUGCACCUCAUUUCACAGCUCAAGCUUGGGAUGGAUCUGACCAAGGUGGUGCUUCCCACGUUUAUUCUGGAGAAGCGGUCCUUGCUGGAGAUGUAUGCAGAUUUUAUGGCACACCCAGACCUGCUGCUGGCCAUCACUGCUGGGGCCACACCAGAGGAGAGAGUCAUUUGCUUUGUGGAGUAUUAUCUCACAGCCUUCCAUGAGGGCCGCAAGGGGGCCUUGGCCAAGAAGCCCUACAACCCCAUCAUCGGUGAGACGUUUCACUGCUCCUGGGAAGUUCCCAAGGACAGGGUCAAGCCAAAGAGGACGUCUCUCCCCUCUCCUGCCAGCUGUCAUGAGCACCUGAUGGCUGAUGACCUGUCUAAAAGCUACAAACUGAGGUUCGUGGCUGAGCAAGUGUCCCAUCACCCGCCCAUCUCCUGCUUCUACUGUGAGUGCAAGGAGAAGAGACUGUGCGUCAACACUCAUGUAUGGACCAAAAGCAAGUUCAUGGGCAUGUCCGUGGGGGUCUCUAUGAUAGGGGAAGGUGUGCUGAGGCUCCUGGAACAUGGGGAAGAGUAUGUAUUCACCCUGCCUAGUGCCUACGCGCGGUCCAUUCUCACAAUUCCAUGGGUGGAGCUCGGAGGGAAAGUGAGCAUCAACUGUGCCAAGACCGGGUACUCAGCGACCGUGAUAUUCCACACGAAACCUUUCUACGGAGGCAAAGUCCACAGGGUCACAGCAGAAGUGAAGCACAAUCCAACCAACACCAUUGUUUGUAAAGCCCACGGGGAAUGGAAUGGCACCUUAGAGUUCACCUAUAGCAAUGGAGAAACCAAAGUCAUCGACACGACUACGUUGCCAGUGUAUCCUAAGAAGAUCAGACCUCUCGAGAAGCAGGGGCCCAUGGAGUCCAGGAACCUCUGGCAGGAGGUGACUCGACACCUGCGGCUGGGGGAUAUCGACGCAGCCACUGAGCAGAAGCGGCACCUUGAGGAGAAGCAGCGGGUGGAGGAACGGAAGCGAGAGAACCUCCACAUGCCAUGGCAGCCCAAAUAUUUUAUCCAGGAGGGUGAUGGCUGGGUCUACUUCAAUCCCCUCUGGAAGGCACACUGAUGAGGUGGAGGUGCAGAGCUUUCGAAAAUAGCC